GCGCUGCCGACCCCCUUACCUGGCCAGCGCAGCUGUGGUGCAGCCCGCUCCCCGCUCUGGGGCCUAACUAUCUGACGUAGCACCCCGAUCGCUGCUGAUCUCCAUCCCAGCUAGACCUUGCCAUCACUGGGGCGCGGCCGUGCCAAGACAGCAUUCGUUCAUUCACUCAUCGAAACACACACGUCUGUUUCCAGCUCUCCCCACGAGGUUACACGACUCAUCGCCGCUGCUGAGCUUCUCUUCUCUCUCCACAGUUGUUAUCCACAUUUUAUCUCUUUCACAGGAUCCCUGAUGGUUUCCUUUCCUCGGUAGCGGCCGCUCAGCAGCCUAAAGCCUCUUCCCUGAGCUCGCUCGCCAUUUUCCUCCUCCCUUCCCCCCCUCCCGUCCCGCAUCCUAGUGUCCGCAUUGUUCGGUACCUCCGUGCCGCUUUCUCCGCCGUAACGGAGUACUGGAUCUAAUUCCGGCCGAAGAACCGCACCUAGCCCAACCCAAUUGCUCCUACUUUGUUGCCGACACACACUCCGUCUCCCCGAGUGCAAUCAUCUGCCGAGCUUUGCCGUUGAAGCAAUUGAGCAGCAGGAGGGAUACGGCUGCAGACGCAGCGACAGCCCUUGCCCACCAUGGCGACGACCGCGGCCGCCAACGAGCUCAAGCAGCAGGGCGCUAUCGAAGCUUCGCGAGACCCCAACAGCAAUGUGACCGCCGAGGAUGCCGAACGCAGGAUUGUUGAGGACAGCAUGGGGGCAGGAGUGACAGCCUUCACCUUCGACCCUGAUGCUAGCCCAGAAGAGAAGAAAGCCCAGGCAAGAGAGGCGAUCCCCGAGGGUUUCCACCACAGGCCCAAAGGCGUCGCGAUCGUGAGCGAUAUCGACGGCGGAACCACGGCCGAUGUCGACCUGCCAUCUCCCUCCAAAGCCGGAGCGGUCGAGGUCGUCAAGGACGAGAGCGGGAAGCUAGUUGCGGAUGGCCAGGCCAUCGAGGAAGAGUUCGAUUGGAGCAAAGCAGGUUGGGCUCCGAGGUUCGGUUGGCCUGACGAGCCCGCCGACGAGGGCGAGGACAUGCUGGACCAUUCGACCUGGGUCGAGUCGCAAUUGUCCGAGAAGUUCUUUGGAGAUUGGUACCACAACGCGGCGGUCAUUGCCUUUGCAUGUCUCUCCUCAUGGCUAGUGGCCGUGCUGGGCGGCGGUCUCGCCUGGGUCUUCAUCAUCAUGGCCAUCUGCGCGACGUAUUACCGCACCUCGAUCCGCCGAGUCCGUCGGAACUUUCGGGACGACAUAACCCGCGAAUUGUCUCUCAAGAAGCUCGAGACAGACAAUGAGUCCGUCGAGUGGAUCAACUCCUUCUUGGUCAAGUUCUGGCCCAUCUACCAGCCCGUUCUCGCCCAAACCGUGAUCAACACGGUCGACCAGGUCCUGAGCAACGCCACGCCGGCCUUCCUGGACAGCCUCAAGCUCAAGUCCUUCACCCUGGGCUCGAAGCCGCCACGGAUGGAGCACGUCAAGACGUACCCCAAGGCCGAGGACGAUGUCGUGAUAAUGGAUUGGAUGUUCAGCUUCACCCCCAAUGACACGGCUGAUAUGACGGCGCGCCAAAUCAAGAACAAGGUCAAUCCCAAGGUCAUCCUGGAGAUUAGGGUCGGCAAGUCCAUGGUCAGCAAAGGCCUGGAUGUGAUCGUCGAGGAUAUGGCCUUCACCGGUCUGAUGCGCCUCAAGAUCAAACUGCAGAUUCCCUUCCCUCACGUCGAGAAGAUCGAGAUGAGCUUCCUAGAACGGCCCACUAUCGACUACGUCUGCAAGCCGCUGGGAGGCGAGACGUUUGGUUUCGACAUCAACUUUAUCCCCGGCCUUGAGAAGUUCAUCAUGGAGCAGAUCCACGGGACCCUCGCCCCGAUGAUGUACGCGCCAAACGUGUUCCCGAUCGAGGUCGCCAAGAUGCUGGCCGGCACGCCCGUCGACCAGGCUAUCGGUGUGAUUGCCAUCACGCUGCAUGGCGCCCAGGGGCUGAAGAACACCGACAAGUUUGCCGGCACACCCGAUCCAUAUGCUGUGGUUUCCCUCAACAAGAGACAGCCGCUCGCGCAGACCAAAGUGGUCAAGGAGAACGCCAACCCUCGCUGGAACGAGACGCACUACGUCAUCAUCACCUCGUUCAACGAUUCCCUGGACAUUGAAGUUUUCGAUUACAACGACAUCCGCAAGGACAAGAAACUUGGCUCCGCAUCUUUCGCGUUGGAAAACGUGGAGGAAGUGUACGAUCACGAGAACGAGAGGCUGGAACUCAAGCAUGACGGUAAGGCGAGGGGUGUCGUGCUUGCCGACAUCCGUUUCUUCCCGGUCUUGGAACCCAGGGAGGGUGAAGACGGAGCCGCGGAACCUGCCCCGGAGUCAAACCAGGGUAUCCUGCGCUUUACUGUCGAGCAAGCCAAGGAGCUAGAUGGAUCGAAGAGCCUGGUCGGCUUGCUCAACCCGUACGCCAUGCUUCUCCUGAACGGCAAGGAGGUACACACUACAAAGAAACUCAAGCGGACCAACAACCCGAUCUGGGACAACGGGUCCAAGGAGAUCCUGAUCACGGACAAGAAGAACGCCAAGCUCGGCGUGGCCAUCAAGGACGACCGUGACAUCGCUGGCGACCAGCUCGUUGGAACGUAUCAGAUCAAACUCGAGGACAUGCUCGAACUCAUGGCCAAGGGCCGGGAGUGGUACAACCUCGCCGGAGUCAAAACCGGCCGCGUCAAGAUGAUGGCCCAAUGGAGACCGGUAGCGAUUGCGGGUAUCGCAACCGGCACUGGCGGUUACAGGACCCCAAUCGGCGUCUUGCGGGUUCACUUCAAGUACGCCAGGCAGCUCCGGAACGUGGAGGCCCUCGGCAAGUCCGACCCGUAUGCCCGGAUUGUCAGUGCGGGCAUCGAAAGGGGCAGGACAGUCACAUUCAAGAACAACCUCGACCCUGACUGGGACGAGGUGCUCUAUAUUCCCCUCCAGAGUCCGAAGGGACGUAUGCAGCUCGAGGUCAUGGACGCCGAGAAUGUAGGAAAGGAUCGCAGCCUCGGGCUCACCGAGAUCGACAAGGCCGACUACGUGAUCCAAGGCGAGAACGGCGAGUGGCUCGUGCACGACGAGAAGGUCGAGCAUCACGACGGGUUGCGCAUGCACGGUAAGGGAACGGCAAAGGGCGUGCUGACGUACACCGUGGCCUUCUACCCGACUCUCAAUGUCGCGGACCCGGAGGAGGAAGAAGAGAAGGAGAAAGAAAAGGAAAAAGGGGACGAAAAGCAGCAAGAGCAAGAGAACGGGCAGGAAAAGAAGGAAGCCGGGAGCGACAAGGACAAGUCUUCCCUGAGCAGGCCGUCGCUCGACGCGAGGGCGUCUGUCAGGCAGUCCCUGGACGUGAGGUCCAACGACGGGAAAGAGCUCAGUGCGCCGGCGACGCCAACCAGUCCUACGUCCGUUAUCUCCCCUAGGAGGUCGCGCGAUGAGAGGGAACCCCCCAAGGUGUACCUCACGCCUGAGGAACUGCUCAGGCACGACUGUGGCGUCGUCAUCUUCCGUCUCAUGGAGGCGGAACUUCCCAGGAGCCAGUGCCGCAUCGAGGUCUACGUCGACGACAUGGCCUUCCCCUCCUAUGUCUCCUCGACGGCAAAGUCACGGAAUAACAAGUUUGACGAGAUUGGUGACUGCUUCAUCCGCGAGCUGGAGUUCUCGAAAUUGACCAUCGUGGUCACCGAGAAAGGAGACAAGCACGACGAUGCUCACGAGAAGCGCGCGCUAGCUCGUUUGUCUGGCAACACGCUCGACACUCUGAAGCAGUGCCUGAACAACCCUACGGUUCUCAAGAUGAGGGGUGAAGACGGCGAAAUGUACUCGGUGAGAGUCAGCCUCAAGUACGUCCCGGUCAGGAUGCAACUCGACCCGAGCGAAAGCAUCAACAACAUGGGCAACCUCCGAGUCGACGUUCUGGAUGCCCAAGAUCUCCCGGCUGCCGACUCCAAUGGCAAGAGCGACCCCUUCGUCAGGUUCGAACUCAACGGCCAGGAGGUUUUCAAGACCAAGACGCAGAAGAAGACGCUGAACCCAACGUGGGGCGAGGUGUUCAACGUGUCGAUUCCUUCCCGGACCGCCGCCAAGUUCCGGGCCACGGUGUGGGACUGGGACUUUGCCGACAAGCCCGACUACCUCGGAGGCGUCGAUAUCAACUUGGCCCAGCUCGAGUCUUUCCGAGCGCAGGAGUUCAGGUACGUGUUGGAUGGCAAAUCGGGCGUGCUCCGUGUCCGCAUGCUCUUUACUCCCGACUACGUGACCCGCACGAGACAGGGGACAUCGACCCUGGCGGGGACAUUUUCGGUGCCAACCAGGAUCGUGACCGGCGUUGCCGGCGUUCCUAUCAAGGGCGGCGUGGCAGUGGCCGGGGCGGUUGGUCAUGGCGUGGGCAAGGGAGCCUCGUUCCUCUUCCGCGGGAUACGCGGCAAGAAGGACGACGACAGCGGCAGCGAGUCGGACCGGAACUCGGUCGAUGUUCCGCGGAUCGUCACGAGCGGAGGCGCGGACGAAACAAGCAACGGUGCGGCCGCCGACGGCAGCGUGUCCCCGGGGCGCCACAGCCGCACCAAGAGCGUGGGCGCCUCGUCGAUCCACAGCGCCAUCGUUCCCGGCGCGGCAUCGGGCACGGCCUCGUUCACCAUCAUCUCGGCCUCGGGCUUCCCGCCGUCGGCCGACGUGUACGUGGUCGUCACCCAGCUGCGGGACGGCAAGUCGAAGCAGGUCGGAAAGACCAAGCACCGCAAGUCGUCGAGCGGCACGGUCAAGUUCGACGAGACGUUCCGCAUCCAGUGCACGCCGGACGCGCAGUUCAAGGUCGAGGCCAAGGAGCACCACACGUUUGGCAGCGACGACGCGCUCGGAGAGACUCUGUACUUUGUGGACGACUCCAACACGGGCAUGGAGAGGACGCUGGCGGUGGGGAGCGGCACGGUCGUCAUCAAGAGCUCGUUUACGCCGUCGGAGGACGGUGGUGGCAGCAGGCUGAUCCCGGAUAGCCCCAAGUCGACCAAGUCCAUCGCCGGCGGGGUUAGGCGGAGCAUCUUGAACAAGCGGGAGCUGAGGCUGCCGAGCCGGGAUGGAGCGCCUCCUUCUUAGUUGGCAGGCGGCGGUGGUUGGUCGCUGAGCUCGCAGACCUUGCGAGCAGUUGGGGCUGCAGAGAGGAAGGGAAGAAGGAAGGUGGGUUUCGGGUUAUGAAAAGCAGCCUGAUUUGACGAUCUGGUUUCAAUACUCUACGGUAUCUCUCUGCAUUGGAUUAGCAUUAAUACUGCUUUGUUUGGCGGGGG
Molecule: messenger RNA, 5323 nt
Organism: Thermothelomyces thermophilus ATCC 42464
Lineage: Eukaryota; Fungi; Ascomycota; Sordariomycetes; Sordariales; Chaetomiaceae
Exons: 4
Coding region: 621-5135 (1504 amino acids)
Molecular function (GO): lipid binding
Source: RefSeq, a predicted model, not a curated record